Messenger RNA from Aspergillus costaricaensis CBS 115574, 1690 nucleotides. Its product is annotated as acetyl-CoA synthetase-like protein. The record is from RefSeq and is a predicted model, not a curated record. The transcript is spliced from 3 exons. The coding region runs from base 88 to 1596 and encodes 502 amino acids. Gene Ontology annotation, cellular component: cytosol. NCBI's taxonomy places the organism in Eukaryota, Fungi, Ascomycota, Eurotiomycetes, Eurotiales, Aspergillaceae. Gene Ontology annotation, biological process: acetyl-CoA biosynthetic process. Gene Ontology annotation, molecular function: acetyl-CoA synthetase activity.
CGGCAGUCACAUCAUUCCCGUUUUAGUCUGUGCCAAAGGCUUCCGAUGAGGAUAUAGAAAUCGUAAGCUACCUUCAUUUAUCGAAACAUGGCCCCCGACGUCAUGACUGUCGCCUUCAAAUGGCGGGAAAGACAUCCCGGCCAACCACACCUUGACAAUAUGCUCCAAUACCAUGAUCUUUACAAGCAGUCCAUCGAAUCACCGUCGCAAUUCUGGUCAAACCAGGCCCGUGAGCUUCUGUGGUUUACUCAAGAUUUUCAUACCUCUCAUAUUGGUUCUUUUGAGGACGGGUAUAACGCCUGGUUCCUUGGAGGCCAACUAAAUGCUUCCUUCAACUGCAUUGAUCGACAUAUGAUUGACGAUCCGGACCGCGUUGCCAUCAUAUACGAGCCAGACGACCCUAACCAGGUUGUUAAACGAGUGACAUACAGAGAGCUCCUCGGCCAUGUCUCAAAACUGGCUGGUUUCCUGCGUUCUCAAGGAGUGAAAAAGGGCGACAUCGUCACAAUAUACAUGUCAAUGGUCCCGGAGGUUAUCUAUUCCCUCCUCGCCUGUGCUCGGAUUGGAGCAGUUCAUUCGGUUGUUUUUGCAGGAUUCUCAGCGGCGGCCUUACGGGACCGCAUCGUAGAUGCCAAUUCAAAGAUCGUUAUAACAGCUGAUGAAGGCCGCCGCGGUGGAAAAUCAAUUCCAACAAAGCACAUUGUUGAUGAAGCACUCAAGGACUGCCCUUGUGUUUCAGCUGUAUUAAUCUACGAGCGGACGGGUAGCCAAGUGCCUUGGGUCACUGGCAGAGAUUUCUGGUGGAAUGAAGAGCUUCAAAAAUUCCCUACGUAUAUCUCGCCAGAACCUAUGGACUCGGAAGACUGCCUCUUCAUGCUUUAUACGUCCGGUUCAACUGGAGAACCUAAAGGUGUCCUUCAUAGCACGGCAGGAUAUCUAUUAGGAGCUGCAGUGACGGGGAAAUACGUUUUCGACGUUCACAAAGACGACAUAUUCUUUUGUGCUGGAGAUAUUGGAUGGAUCACCGGCCACACAUACAUGGCAUACGCGCCUUUAUUGCUCGGUUGCACGACAGUUAUAUUCGAAGGAACCCCUGCCUAUCCAAGCUACACGCGAUAUUGGGAGAUAAUUGCCAAGCAUGCCGUGACACAUUUUUAUGCUGCACCCACAGCCCUACGGUUGUUGAAGAGGUCAGUCAGCAAGGAAGAUGUGGCAGGAUUUGACACGUCGUCAUUGCGCGUACUUGGGUCAGUUGGCGAGCCAAUUGCUCCUGAGGUCUGGAAAUGGUACUCUGACUUCAUGGGAAAUGAUAAGGCUUAUAUUACCGAUACAUACUGGCAAACUGAAACAGGCUCCCACAUCAUAGCAGCCAUGGCUGGUGUCACUCCAGUGAAACCAGGGAGCGCCUCCCUACCGUGUUUUGGGAUUGACGCAGCUAUUCUUGACCCGGUAAGCGGAAAGAAACUAGAGGGGUACUCAGUGGAGGGUGUUCUGGCUAUUAAGCAGCCUUGGCCUAGUAUGGCCCGAACCAUUCGUGGGGACCACAGGCGAUACAUGGAGAGCUAUCUUGACGUUUACAAGGGUUACUGUGAAUGAUGGUGGUCACAUGACCCAAGGCCACCUCUUUAUCUCUCCUCUGGUGAUACGUCUCUUUCUGUUGGCUAUAUAUCUCAGAGCCACUGAUCCUGCC